CGACAGGAUGGGGUCUUCCUUUGAGCCUAUAAGAGCUAACAUGUCUGGCAAGUGUAACAACGGACAACCAUAUAGAACAGUUUCGAAAAUAAUUUUCUGCAUACCGAAUAGAUUAUAUGAAUAGAUUAUAUCGUUAUAGACUUCUCACCUCUCGUGCGUUUUAACGAGAAAGUAGCUCAUUGAGUUAAAGUGUUACUUAGCCGCAUGUAUUUGAUGUAAUUUCGAAGAUGGAAGGCUACCCUGUAGUUACUGACGGUGACUCCACCAAACAGCAACAGCGGCAUUACUAUCUUUUGUCAGAGUUACAAACUCUGGUCAAAGAUCUACCAAGCUCCUUCCAGCAACGCCUGUCCUACAAUACACUUGGUGACCUUGCUUUGGCUCUCAUAGAUGGGACUGUCUAUGACAUAGUGCAGGGCCUCUUGGAUAUUCAACACCUGACAGAGAAAAAUCUGUACAACCAGAGACAAAAGUUACACUGUGAACACCAAGCCCUCAAGCAAGAUCUUGCAAGGAAGCACAAGGAUGCUCUGCUAUCAUGCAAGUCUCACAACCUUGCCCUCCUCAAAUCAACUCAGCAAGCUGAGAUAGAGGUAUUGGAAAUCCGUGUGCGAGAAGAACAAAGAAUGAUGGAUAAGAAGAUUGUGGUGGAAAUAGAUCAAAAAGUGACAGACCAACAGAAUACUUUGGAGAAGGCUGGAGUUCCUGGAUUUUAUAUCACCACUAAUCCCCAGGAGCUGACAAUGCAGAUGAACCUUCUAGAGUUGAUCCUGAAGCUUCAACAGAAGGAGUCCCAGUCUGGACUUUUGUGACUGAGUCACAAAUUAGUUACACCAAUGACCAUCUUUUAUUACAGUUAAUGUUGGAUGCAGCAUUAUGCAUUUCAAAUAAUUACAAUACAUUUUCAACUCUGCAGCAAUCAAUUCAUGUUAAUCCCUUAAAGUUGUAUAUCCACUACUGUGCAUAAUGUUGCUUUGAAAUGCUGCUUGGAAAUAUAUCAACACAUCGAUAACACCUGGAUUUUAGUUUUUCUAAAAGUCAGCCCUUCCACCCCAGAUCGGUGUAGCUUUUGUUUCUGUAUUAGAUUUUCUUGAUUACUUUAGAAAGAUAUACAAUAUACAAAUGGUGAGUGUUACAGUUGUAUAUUUUGUUCUGAUUUAAUGGCAUAUUUAUUUUUGUAAAAGUAUUGGGAUACACUUUUUGCACAUCUUUUGGUAAAAUUCUGUUUUCUUGUUGGUUCAGUCUGUACUAUAACUUCGAGAAUAAAUAUUUUUGAUACCCUUCAA
Molecule: messenger RNA, 1286 nt
Organism: Doryrhamphus excisus (bluestripe pipefish)
Lineage: Eukaryota; Metazoa; Chordata; Actinopteri; Syngnathiformes; Syngnathidae
Gene: dgcr6
Product: DiGeorge syndrome critical region gene 6
Source: RefSeq, a predicted model, not a curated record